AUGUGGACACAGUUCAGCAUGCAAGGAAGCUACAAGUGGCUCGACAUCUUAUCUGAUUUGGUAUUGGCUUACAACAACACCAAACACCGAACCAUACGAAUGAAACCAUCGGACGUCACGGUUGUGAACGAGAGGCAAUUAUUGCGUCAGGCGUGCGGAGGGCUUCGAGCGAUACCUACCAAACCGACAAAGUUCAGAACUGGCGACAAAGUCCGAAUCAGCAAAUCCAAAAACGUCUUCGAGAAAGGUUAUACUCCCAAUUGGACGACUGAAAUAUUCACAAUAAGCCGAGUGGAAAAUACUCAUCCUAUGACGUACAAGCUCAAAGACUAUCAAAAUCAACCCAUCGCUGGCGGUUUCUACGAACAGGAGCUCCUCAAGGUUGAACAUCCGGACAUCUAUCUCGUGGAGAAGGUUCUCAAAAAGCGUGGAAAGAAAUUAUAUGUUAAAUGGUUAGGUUUUGACAGUACACACAACAGUUGGAUAAAUGAAUCUGACGUAUUACGACACGGUCAUCACAAAGCUCAAACGUAUACGCAAAGGCCCAGGCUUAUAGCCCUACGGAAGCGUGUCGGUCGUGUUGUGAAACACGAUCCGCUUGUCGUCAUUCCAGCUCAGUGCCACCUUCUUCUGUUCUACAGUAUGAACCUCAUGCUUUUGACUCAUGAAUAA
Messenger RNA from Diprion similis, 672 nucleotides. RefSeq lists its product as uncharacterized. The record is from RefSeq and is a predicted model, not a curated record. The coding region runs from base 1 to 672 and encodes 223 amino acids. The transcript has 2 exons. Lineage: Eukaryota; Metazoa; Arthropoda; Insecta; Hymenoptera; Diprionidae.